This is a messenger RNA of Anolis sagrei ordinatus, 2074 nucleotides long. The record is from RefSeq and is a predicted model, not a curated record. NCBI's taxonomy places the organism in Eukaryota, Metazoa, Chordata, Lepidosauria, Squamata, Anolidae.
GGGCUCGCCACAGUUGUUGUAGCACUGUUUUGGAGGAUUUUGUUACUCAUGAGGGAGUGAGAAGAGCAAGGCAGGAAUUCCCCUUGGAAGGAUUCCAAGCAAUAAUCACAUCACCCAACGUAUGAGCCGAAUUCCUGCUGCACUAAAUUGUGUGACUCACAUACAUCCUCAACACUCUCACACAACACACAGCAGAGUCCAGUUUGCAGGAAACUUCUUAUCCAUCUGCUGCACCUAAAAAACAGGUGGGCUGUUGUUAAAGUAGGAAGCCUCUUUGGACCAACAGAAAAACGAGAGGAAGGAUGUAUUCGAUGAGCACAGCUGCUGGGAGAUGAGGUUACAAUGUGAAGCUAAACAAAAGGAAGGAAAGGAAACAGAUCUCUCUUGUGUACAGUGCACUGUGAGAUGGGAGCCAAGCAAGUAGCUGUUUGACAUCACUAAGGCUGAGCAUUGGAUUACAACAGGGACUUACUUGGCAAGGGAGUGGGGGAACCGCCUCCCUAGCCCUUGAAGGAGCACAACUUCAUUUAGCUGCCGUUCAAGCAAGGAAACUGGGUGUCCGAAAGUGUGACUCAGCUGACCACUUUGGCUGUUUGCCAUUCCAAACCCACACAGCUUUGGGUGAAUGUGAGUUCAAGCCGGACUGGAGCCUUGAAUUUUAACAGCCCAGGUCCAUCCACUUGUUGGACCCAUAUUCCAACUACUUGGUGUCUUUUCAUACAUGGAUGCCUAUGAACCAUCUUGCACAGAAGGACAAUGAAUUAAGUCAGUUAAGUCCAGGACUGCUGAGCUGGAGAGUUUAACAUUUAGGAAUGUCUGAGAGCAGAAAGGGAACCUAUCUCAAACAGUGUCAGAAAUGCCAUGUCGACAUGAACGGAGACAUGUUAGAUGCACAAGGUGUCUGUCUUCGUUGCAAAGCUGAGGCAGGAGAGGAGCAGCAAAAGAAAGACAACAGGGAUUCUGUUGCAAAGAAUGUAGGUGAGAUGGAUCCUGAGGCAAAUUACUCUGAGUUCAUUGGUUGUGACCGAAGCGGACGAAGAAAUGCAGUCCCUGAUCUUCAAGGAGAUGCAACUGACCUUAAACUGGAGAAACUGGCAAGCACCAUGGAUGAUAUUGCCCUUGCAGGAGAAGAAACUCAAGGAGAAGAUGCUGCUGCAAAAAAAUCUGGAAUGACUCCUAAGAUUCAAGACAGAAGCCCAACUUUGUAAGUUUUCCGAUCUGCAAAAAGCUGGGACUCUUCCAUCUGAAAGAAAUCAACCUGCGACAGGGAGGCUCUCACUUAAAGGCCUCUGCUAUGAACAUCUGGAUCUCAGCUAUGACUUUCUGUGGCAAGCAGCCAGUACCGUCAAAGAACUCUCUUUCUGUAACAGCAAAGGAAGAUCUACUCCAGUGACUUGAGUUGUAAAACAUUAGCAGUUAUUUUCCUGUAUAGGAAAACACAUGAGUAAUAAUAUAUACACUUCAGAGUUUAUUGUAAAAGGUACAUUUUCUUCACGUAGUAAAUACAAAAUAUUUAUUCUACACCCCUAAAUUAUUACUCUGCUGUAUCCUUCUCCAUGCACAUGACACGGCUAGUAUUUGGUGGCUGAGUACAUGGGGAUUAUAGGAUACAAUUCACUAGACGUUUCUCACACAUGAAGAUAUUGAGGUCACUAGAAGAUGCAUAAGAGUAGCCAUGCUCAUAGACAACUCCAAUGCAGUAACUAGGGAUGGCAAUGGAAAUUUCCCCCUGGAUGUACCCAUAUCCUUCUUGAAGAAAGACAAAAAUGAAAUCCACCUAUUUCUAAUUCACCAACUUAGUAGUUCUCUUUUCUGACACAGAAGAAAGGACUGAGGUUUAUAGAUAUCCACCAUCCAUACCAAAUUGUUCAGAAUUGCUGAUGAGGUACAUUUUGAAAACUGGUUUCAUAAUAAAAUGGAAGGCAGCACAUCUUCAAACUAAUUCAUUAAGCUCUAUAGCAUUCAAUUGCUCAGUCAGAUUUUGUGCCUAUUGUUAACAGACAUAAUUUGUGUUGAAAUUUGCAUGCAAAUUUGUAAACUUGUUUUUUCAACAAUUAAAAGCAAAUGAAGUUUU